AUGCAAUCAUUUUUAUUAAAAACGGUAUGCUGUAUACUGAUUAUCAACGUAACAUUCUGUAGCAGUUGCUUUAGGUCGGUAUGCAAAGCUCGUUGUUACUUCAGACACAAAGGAUUCGACUUCGGUUACUGUGAAAAAGGAAUCUGCAAGUGUGCACCACCGGUGAUCUACGUGUUCAAUGGCAUUGGUCGCGAUUUGAGUGACGAAUAUAUAGACAAUUCAUUGGGAAAUAACAAUGUUAUCCAAAAUUCGAUACCAAUACCAAUGACUUCAGCAUCGGAUGCUUCAGAUGAAAAUAAGAAAAAUAAGAUUUGGAAAGAUAUCGUUGGUAAAAUCAUCAGUAAAAAUCCGUUUAUUAAAGAAGAGAAUCUUAAGGAUCUAAAAGCAAAAAUCUUUAAUAAUUUGUCAGACUUAAAAACCUUUGAUAAAUAUCUUCGGAAUCCAUUAGAAACAGCGUUAAAUGAAAUGAAAAAUAAUAUCCCAAGUACGUCUAAAGAAUGUAAUGAUAUUUUAAAUAUUUUGCUACAACAGCAAAAGAAAAAUGGUGAAGAAAACCUAAACUCUAAAACUUCCCCUAUUCUUAAUGGAGAUCCAAAUCGAAAGCCGCCCCAAGGUACUACACCAUCACCACGAAUUGUGCCAACACCACAAAUUGUGCCAACACCACAAAUUGCACCAUCGCCACAAACGACACCUAAGACAAAGAACAAAUUAAUAGCGUCUUCGCCUCGAAAUUUAAUACCUAAAACAAUACCAGUGAAUAGCAUAGCAGGUGCUAAUCCGAAUGUACAAAAGACAAACAUUAAUAAAGUACGACCAAAACUUAAAACUAAACAAACACCAAACCAAGAGGAUAAAAAAAAUGAAGAAAUCCUUCUUGAGCUAUCAGAUGAAUCAUAUGAAGAUGACGAUAGUAAGGAACAAUCUGACGAAAAUAUUAAUCAAAACAGUCCAGUAAAACCUCUUACUCCAAAUGAUAAAGCUGGCGAUAACUCUGUUCCUAUCAAAAAUGAAAAACUUGGCGAUGAUUCAUCGUAUGAAUCAGGAUCUGGAUCAUACGAGUCGUCCGAGGAAGAUAAUGCUAAUAAAGUGGUUAAUGCUGUACCUACUUCAAAUAAAUAA
Macrosiphum euphorbiae (potato aphid) is the source of this 1122-nucleotide messenger RNA. NCBI's taxonomy places the organism in Eukaryota, Metazoa, Arthropoda, Insecta, Hemiptera, Aphididae. The record is from the annotation of a GenBank genome assembly.